GCCCAGACAGUCUGUCAGCGCGCGGGCUCCAGAGCUGCUCUUCGUGCCGGAGCCCGGGACGGCGCGCCCCGGGGAAGGAGGGCGAAGGGCCGCGGCGAUGGCUCCGCCGGGACUCCUGGAGUCCGCUGUCCUCGCCGCAGCUGUCUUCGUGGGAAGCGCCGUGAGUUCGCCGCUCGUGGCCCCGGACAAUGAUGGCAGCCGCCCGUUACACUCCAGAACUGAGACAACGCCCUCGCCCACGAACAAUGGAAAUGGACACCCAGAAUACAUUGCGUACGCGCUUGUCCCUGUGUUCUUCAUCAUGGGUCUCUUCGGCGUCCUCAUCUGCCACCUGCUUAAGAAGAAAGGCUAUCGUUGUACAACAGAAGCUGAGCAAGACGUGGAAGAAGAAAAGGUUGAAAAGAUAGAGUUGAACGACAGUGUAAAUGAAAAUAGUGACACCGUUGGGCAAAUUGUCCACUACAUCAUGAAAAACGAAGCAAAUGCUGAUGUUUUAAAGGCAAUGGUAGCAGAUAACAACCUGUGUGAUCCUGAAAGCCCGGCGACCCCUAGCACUCCUGGGAGCCCGCCUGUGAGCCCCGGGCCCUUGUCGCCAGGUGGCACCCCAGGGAAGCACAUCUGCGGCCACCAUCUGCACACAGUGGGUGGCGCUGUCGAGCGGGACGUGUGUCAUCGAUGUAGGCAUAAGCGAUGGCACUUCAUAAAACCCACCAACAAGGCCAAAGAGGGCCGCUCAAGGCGCCAAGGAGAAGUUACUGUCCUCUCUGUGGGCAGGUUUAGAGUUACGAAAGUGGAACACAAGUCAAAUCAGAAGGAGCGGAGAAGUUUAAUGUCAGUUAGUGGGACCGACAGCGUCAAUGGGGAGGUGUCUAUGACCCCCCUGAAGAGAGAGCGAAGUGGCACAGAGUAGCAGGAGUGACUUUAUUUGAAGAGUUCUAAGAGACUGAAAACUUAUGACAUAUAAAGUUGCCUAGGGAAUUAUUUUUUUAUCUUUUAUACAAUUUCUAUGGUGGAGUCUGCAGACAUGUGGAUGAAAGCUAAAAGGGAAUACUGUUGCUAUGCUGGAUACAGAAUUCAGUUUGCUUUGAAACAAGUUUUGGUUUAAAAAUGUCUGAUGAAAAAUUUAUUAUCUUUCCAGGGAGGAAAAGAGCUCAUGUUUUUGUCUUCCCAACCACCACCCCUCCCAAUCCCCCAUCUGUGGCCUUGGUGUACACACUGCAAUUUUUCCAGUAUGCUAACUAUGUACAGUGGAACUAUAUGUGUAUAGUCUGAGCUAAUGCUCAGGGUGUGUGUGUCUGUGUGUGCGUGUGUGUGUAUGUACACACAUGUCUGUGUGCCUGUGCUUCUGUUCCCCCAACCCUUAGAUCUCAUUUUGCUACUGGUUGUAAGACGAUCCCCUUACAGUUUAACUGUUACAAAAGAUAAAAGAUGAAUCUUUGGUGGUGAAGCCUCCUUGAAGAUAUAGUCUAACCCUGGGCAGUUGACCCCCCAAGAGAUCAUGGAGUCAGAGGGAACCAGAUGCUAGACUUUGGAUUCAGAGACGAGAAAUCAGCACUGACCUGCUACCAGCAUGCCACUCCUAGGUCACUUAUAAAAUAUUGAGAGUUUUGGUUUUUUUUUGUUUGUUUUAACUCAAGCUAAGCAAAUCUUAUUUAGCCAUUGAAUAAAGGGGGUAAUGGUUUAAAGUCACUAAAAAAAAAGUCUUGUUUUGACAACUCAAGGCUAAAACAAAACAAGACAAUCUCCACUUCUGGUGCAAGAUGGACCCACACCUUCCUCUGGUAUGUUUUCCUUGGUGUUCUUCCUGUUCUCCAUCUUGUAGCUAGUGUCUGUUAUUUAAAGGAUUCUUGAGGGUUACUUUCCCCUGUAGGUGUGGAAUACCCCACUUAAAAAAAAAAAAAAAAGCUUUACAGUUUACAAAACACCUCAAAGAACCCAGAGGUGAAGGUAGUAGUACAUUUAUGGGAGGUCUGGGCCAAGAGGUUGGGGAGUCCAGGUACAGCGAAAUCUUCAAGACCUGCCUCCAUGUUGGUAGGGUGCCUUGGCACUUCCUUUAUUUCAAAAAGAAAGCACAAUUCUCAUUUGACUCCCAAAAGAUGAUUCCCAUGAAAAUGUACUUUUUUUUUUUUUUUUUUUUGCGGUACGCAGGCCUCUCACUAUUGUGGCCUCUUCCGUUGCAGAGCACAGGCUCCGGAUGCGCAGGCUCAGCGGCCAUGGCUCACGGGCCCAGCCGCUCCGCGGCACGUGGGAUCUUCCCGGACCGGGGCACGAACCCGUGUCCCUUGCAUCGGGCAGGCAGACUCUCAACCACUGCGCCACCAGGGAAGCCCGAAAAUGUACUUUAAAGUAUCCAUUCUUUUUCUGGCACCAGACUAAAAAUGUCUAACCUUUUAAAUGAAUGGUAGGUUCAAUUUCAUGUGAAUUUUUGCUGACAACUAAUUAAAAGCUGUACAUGUGUACGUGCAUACACGCAGUAGACCCGAGGAAGGCAAUAUGGAAAUAAAUUUCCCGGUGGUCCAGAAAGUAGCAAUAUAGGAAUUUUGGGGGUGUGUAUUAGUGUAAAUAAUAUGCGUGCAGUCUAGACCAAUAGUUUUAGUUUUAUAAAGAGGAAUCAUUUUUUGUCUUAAAAAUAUUAUGCCCCUGGAAUGGUGAGGGAUAAAGUGUAAGAUAUUCUUCAGCUUUAAUUAUUUUAUAAUUUUAUUCAGGUCAGAUCGCUUUUUUUUUUUAAUAGCAAUACAACAGGCAAGAGGAUACUCAAAAUAUUUAAAUUGUAUUUAUACCAAGAGUACGUUUUAACUAUUUUCUAAUACUUGAGCAGUUGUUGUCUGACUGGCUUCCAAAUAUGCCAAAAGUUAAGCAUUCAGUAUUUUCAACAUGUAUGCUUUUUACUGGUUUAUAUUACCUAAUGAGAAUCUUUAAGUGUUCCCAAAGCAACAGAUGUUUACAGGCCUUUUGUGUUUUUCCUCCUUUAGAAGGCUUGGAGACCCACAACAAAGUUACUGUAUAAAACACUAAUGAGGGACUAACUUCUGAUGUCAUACAUGAGUUGGCUACCACCUCAAUGUAAAAAUUUGUAAAGGAAAUUUUUCACCGAGUGUCAAAUGUAUUUUUAACUGUCUGGUUUGUACUUCUAUGACUUUUGUACUACCAAAGCAGAGUUAAAAAUAAAAACGUUAAACACA
Lagenorhynchus albirostris (white-beaked dolphin) is the source of this 3182-nucleotide messenger RNA. RefSeq names its product RELT like 1 (gene RELL1). Lineage: Eukaryota; Metazoa; Chordata; Mammalia; Artiodactyla; Delphinidae. Gene Ontology annotation, cellular component: plasma membrane. Gene Ontology annotation, biological process: positive regulation of p38MAPK cascade. The transcript is spliced from 7 exons. The record is from RefSeq and is a predicted model, not a curated record. Bases 98 to 910 code for a protein of 270 amino acids.